Molecule: messenger RNA, 2920 nt
Organism: Seriola aureovittata
Lineage: Eukaryota; Metazoa; Chordata; Actinopteri; Carangiformes; Carangidae
Gene: cfap91
Product: cilia and flagella associated protein 91
Exons: 17
Coding region: 312-2654 (780 amino acids)
Source: RefSeq, a predicted model, not a curated record
UUGCCCUUAUCGGAGCUCGUGACUGAUGAACUGAUGGUUCAAAUCGAAAUGCUCCUUGGGAGUUGUAGUUGACCUCUCCUGGUGGGUCCCCUUGCGUUUUUUGGUACAUAGACUUGUACCUUUGACUUUAUCAAAGAACCUAACAUUUUCUAACGCAGCUACUCACCAUUGGGUAGCUACUCAAUGUUGAGUUUCAAACCCAGACAAGCCUUGGAUGAUCCAACUGAUCCAACUGCCAGUCGCCUAACUUCUACGCAGAAAAAAAAUCUAAAUAACCCCGCCCACUCCCAAACGCCAAGUUUACUGUCUCCAUGGUUACAUUGCUAAACACCGCACAGAGUACUGCGACAGAAAUUCGUUGGGUAAAAAGUUUUAAUUUUAAUACGAAAAUGAGCGUAUCUGUCACUCGCACGAUUCCUAAGAAAAAUUAUGCUGAUAAAGUUGUUACGCGACAACGGGUUUAUGACUACUUGUAUGAUCCGGUUUACACAGUGUCAUCGGAGGUGGACCAUGUCAAGGCCUAUACGUCUAAGGACCGACUCCGAAGAGUGCCUGACUUUGGGUCUAUGUUCAGUAGCCUGCCCCACCACCCACGGUAUACUAUUCAGCUGGAUCCUGCAGACCCAGUGCCGGCAUCUAUUGAUCGUCGCUGGCGAGGCCACACAGAGCAGCGCAAAGAGGCAUUGCAGCAGCUGGCUGGGGUUAUUCCUAAAAGGGAGGAGUGCCAUGUGACUGGAGUUGAUCGCUGGAAAUACUUUAAACGCCCUCUAAUUCCUGUUGCACAGCAGGUUCCCCCAGAUGUGAUUUUUGCUUUGCCAAAAGAAGACUUUGUAACGACUGGUGGAAAGAAUGCUGAACAACAGCCCACUCACUUCACUGUGGGGGUCCAGACGGACUACAGGGAAAGUGAAACACAAACAGACCCAUAUAGCCCUGAGUUUGUGAUACAACCUGGGACGACUCCCUCAGAGCUCCUGCAACUAGCCGCUUUGACUUGGGGUCAUGGUCUGCCUGCAGGCUUGGCAGAAGUGGAAAUGAUAGGGCGGGCACGUGCCAAGCAAGCUUGGGAGGCCAGCCUUCCUCCACUGGGUGACCUGAGUCAGCUUGACAAGAGGAGGCGUAUGAUGGAGGAGAUGGAGGCCAAAGAGUGGGCUUUCAGAGAAGGAGAAAUCCAGAAAUUGCAAGAGGCCCGUCUUGCUGUGCUGAAGGACCUGCUGAGGCAGAGAGAUGGGGCCCAGAAAGAAGUCACAAACGAGAGACUUAACCUAAUAUUUUCUAAGCACCAAAAAGACAAGGAGACCAAGCUCCAAAAGAUCCACAAUGACUACAUGAGAUCGCUGAGAAAACUGGAAGCUAAGAGGAGAAAUGUGGAGGGGAAGCUAGAACAUGGUCUUGUCAAAGACUAUACAGAGUCUCAGAAAUAUGCCCCUCAGACCCACAGGGGCGCGUUCACCAGGAGUGCCUGCUACAAUGAGUUAAAAACCCACUACUUAGACACAUAUGAAGGUUUGCAAGAGCUUGAGGCAGGACUCUCUGCCUCAGUCCUCAAGCCCUGGGUGAAAAGACACAAACCCAAAGUUAACAUCAUCAAGUGUAUGAUCCAGCCCCCUGCAAGCAGAGCAGUAGAACUGAUGAAGAAAUACAAGGCCCUGAGGGAAGAGAACGAUCAAGUGACAAAGAAGUCCCUGCGUUUUCUUGUCAAGAACGAGAAGCCUGUUCCUCGUCCUGUCACUCCCAGAGUGGAGGAGCCACCAGAGGGGGAUGAGGAGAUAGAGCUUGCAGUCAUCCACUUGCAGAAACUACUGAGAGGAAGAAGUAUCCAGUGCGAGAUGUUUAAAGGCAAGGAGAACCAUCUGGAGCUUAUCCACGAACUGAGGACUGUUCAUGCCUUGCAGAGGGAGGAGCAGGAGCUACAGAAAGAUGAAAAAGGGCUUGUAAUCACCCUGAAAAAACAGAGAGACAAUCAUAGACACAAGACCUCUCAAGAGGAGGCAUCUCAGGCAAGAGUGGUAGGUGCUGAGCUCGAACACCUGUUCGACACCUUGUCAAAGGAGCUGAUUCAUCUUCAAGAAGAGCGCAGGAUCCAUGCCUUUACUAUACUGGCUGAGAGAGACCGUCGCCUUCGAGAGGCUGAGGAGAGUGGAAGGAGACAGGUGGAGGAGCGCAGACGCAGAGAAGAAGAUGAGAUCUUUAGACAAGUGGUGCAGGUACACCAGGAAACUGUGGAUUUGUAUUUAGAGGACAUCAUCUUGGGGACCUUGGAGCAGACAGCUGACCAGCAGGCUAGAGAGGAGAUCCGCAGGAGGGCAAAGGAGGUCAAUGAUAUCGCUUAUGCCAUGGAGGAAAGUAGCCGGAACAAUCUUCAGUCAGAAGAAAUUGUGUCAGAGCUGGUGUACAGCUUCCUCAUCCCAGAGGUGGAGAAGAUCAGUGUCAGGCAAAGAGUGCACACGAGGCAGCAUAGACACUUGCAGGCAGCUCGUGGUAUCAUUCAUGGGACUGCAGAACAUUCUGGGAUCUUUCCUAGUACUCUGGGGGCCUCACAGUUGACCCAUCCCUCUGAAAGAGCCUCCAACCAAGCCCUCGAGGAGAUGAUCAGCCAAGUGGAGCAAGAGCAGAAGAAGGAAGCAAAGCAGCACCACCAUCAAACUGAGUAAAGAACGGACAAAAUAUAUUAAAAAAUAUAUAUGGUGUGACUGCAGUAUGUCUGUAUUUGCAGUUUCAUAUUCAUCAUUGUGGGUUAAUUAUAGCCCUUUGACUAUUACUUGUGUAUUUGAUCUCAAAUGUAAAGUUUGUUCCCACGUUUGCCGUCCAACUACAAGUUACAUUUGGACUCAGAGCUUGUUAGGUGCCCUGAAGUAACUUUCUGUCAUUAUCCUGCAGUCUUACACAACAAUCCUGCAAUAAACCCUACCUUCAUAAA